AUGUCUAGUCAAAGCGUAGCAAUAUCUGAGGAUUGUAUACGUGUGGUUAAUGAGGAUCUAGUUGGCAACCUUGCCGGGGAUUUAGACUCAAUGACCAUCAAGGAAGAGCAACUUGAAACAGCACGGGAUGAAAGCAAAAGUGUUUGUCCCUCAGCAAACGGGAAAGGUGUAGAAAAUCUCCGUGAUAAUAAAGGGGUAGCUCCUUCUGCUAAUGAAGAUGUAUAUAAGAAAAGUAAACGGAAGUUCUCCAGGAAGAAACAUCUCAAAAAGAAAAGAACCAUCUCGAUCAAUUUGACCAAUUCAAAUGAUACUAAUGAAGCACCAGCUAAAGUUAACGUCUCUAAUAAGAUUCAAGAAGACAAGGGGAAGGUUGACCAGAAGGUUUUGAGUCUAGUUGAAGACAGUGUCGAAGAUGAAGAAACAGUAAAAGACGCUGCUACCAGCAAAAAGAUCACCAAGGAAAAGAAAUCUAAGGGUAAGAAAAGGUUCAACUGGAAGAAGCAAACCAUUUUUCCUUACAAUGGUAGAAUUAUUAAUGGAAUUAUAUAUCCUGAUAAUUCACCUAUCUUGCUAUCAAGAUCGUUCAGUGGCUCAACAUUUACUAGAAAAAAUUCGAAUUUUAUACCAGUUAAUUCCAAUCACAUGGCCUUACCAUAUGAAAGUGCUUUGGACGUUGUACCAGAGCAUUCUUAUAGAAAUAAUAUCAACGUGAGAUUACCUUCGUUUAAUGGUGUUUUUCAUUAUAAACCCAAGGAAAAAAAUCCUACAAACCCAAAUUAUUCAUUGGGGAUGAACGAAUGCUACUAUGGGCGGAAUCCAUUUCCAAAUGUUCAAAAUUAUGAGAGCAUUAAACCCAGAGAUGCUGAAGGUGAGAAAGUACUGGAGAAACUUCAAAUCGAUGCCACUGAAAAGAACAAAAUUGAUUCCAUUACUCUGAGCCUUACUCAAGACAAUACAAGCUCAACAUCUAUCAACACAAUCACUGCUAAUUAA
Pichia kudriavzevii is the source of this 993-nucleotide messenger RNA. RefSeq lists its product as uncharacterized. The coding region runs from base 1 to 993 and encodes 330 amino acids. Lineage: Eukaryota; Fungi; Ascomycota; Pichiomycetes; Pichiales; Pichiaceae. The transcript has 2 exons. The record is from RefSeq and is a predicted model, not a curated record.